AUGUCUGCGUGUCCAGCAACAGCUGACACCGUCUUCGGCCCCAGGGUCGAUGUCGCCUGUCGCACCUUGGACUUCACCUUUUACUUCGAGGAUGCCUUUCUUGCCUUCCUGCCAUCUGCGGUAUUCAUCUCGCUGCUGCCCAUGGCACUAUGGCAGCUCCGAUCGCGAUCUCGCAGAGUAAAGCGAUCGGUACUGCUAUCUUGCAAGCUGGUAGCACUGAUUGCGCUUCUAGUCAGCCAGCUCGCCUUUGUGCUCGUCCGACAGUUGAAACUCUCCCAUCUGCACAAUAAAAUGUCGAUUCCGGCGGAUGUUCUCGAAUUGCUUGCGAUUACCGGUGCUAUUGCGCUGUCAUCGCUCCACCACACUCGCUCAAUCCGUCCAUCGACUCUGCUCGUCUGCUUCCUCUCGGCGAGAUCACUCUUAGGCAUUGCCCGCGUUCGCACCCUCUGGCUCAAGCCAAAUGCAACCCGCGCGACAGUACCUUUUACUUUGAGUUUUACCUUGACCCUCUUGUCGACAGUUCUUGAGUCGAUAGGGAAGGAAUCCGCCCUUGUCAAAGCAUCCGAGAAACCUGCGACACCAGAACCAUUCAGUGGCUUUUGGAAGCGCGCUGCGUUCGCCUGGCUAACGGGAACAUUCAGAAAUGGCUACAGCAAGGUCAUCUCCGUGCAGGACUUACCAGAACUCGACCCCAAGCUAGACAGCGAGGUCGUGGGGGCCCAGCUACAGGCAGUCUGGGCGCGCGCUGAUAAAAGGGCUGCCCACGCGCUGCUUCGCGCAUGUUUGACUGCAUAUCGGUCUCCCCUGCUUACGGCUGCCCUGCCGCGUCUGAUGAAGACCGGCUUUACCUUUUGCCAGCCGUUUCUGAUCGAUGCGGCUGUCUCGUGGGUCGGCAAUCCGAAUUCCCCCAUGGACUCUGGGAGAGCACUGAUUGGGGCUUUUGCGCUGGUUUAUGUGGGACAGGCGGUGUCUACGAGCCUAUAUGGCUAUCAGACAGCGCGAUAUACCAUCCGCUUGCGAGGGGGCCUGAUAGCGCUCGUUCACCGGCAAACUGUCAACACCCGCGCUGUGGAUCUCGGGGAGAGCACGGCAAUCACACUCAUGGGUACAGAUGUAGAACGUAUCGUGUCUGGGUCCAGAGUGACUCAUGAGUUGUGGGCGUCUCUACUCGAGAUAGCGAUUGCCAUUUACCUCCUUGAGAGACAGGUUGGUGUUGCGUGCCUUGUUCCUGCCGUGAUCGUGCUUGUCUUCGUAGCCGCCACCUUCAAGGUAUCAGGUGCCACUAACAAAUACCAGCGUCUCUGGAUUGAGCGGAUUGAAGAGAGACUGCGGCUGACGUCGUAUACCCUGGAGAAUAUCAAGGCCGUCAAGAUGUUAGGCCUGUCGGAGAAAUUGUAUUCGAUAAUCAGGAGUUUGCGACAUGCAGAAAUUGCCACGUCUACUGUGUUCCGCAAGCUGCUGAUUGUAACUAGCACGCUUUCCAACUCCCCCGCUGAUUUGGCGCCGAUGGCAACCUUCGUCGUCUACGUUAUCAUAGCGCUCGUACGAGACGACAAGUCGCUUCUUGCUGCACAGGCAUUCACCUCGUUGUCUUUGGUUUCGUUAGUCACAGACCCCGUCUUGACAUUUAUCCUAUCUCUGCCUGAAGUCGUUCAGUGCCUAGGAUGCUUCAACCGGAUACAAGAGUACUGCUGUUCUGAGGAGUCGGCUGACGGAGUUAAGUCGCUCCAAAAUACCCCCGUUGACAAGGUCGGUGUGUCUUACGACCUGAAGGAGAUCUCCAAGUCCCAAAGUUCCCGCAAAGAUCUGGUCGUCUUUUCCAACCUUAGCGUCGGAUGGACCAAUAACGCACCUCCAGUCCUGCGGGACAUGACUCUGACUAUUCAGCACGGUGCCGUCACCAUGAUUGUCGGGCCAAUCGGCAGCGGAAAAUCCACGUUCCUUGAGACUAUCCUUGGAGAAUCGCUUGUUCUACAGGGGCGCGCGGACCGGGAUGCCUCCCCCAUUGCGUACUGUUCGCAGGCACCGUGGCUGCAAAGCACGACCAUCCGCGAGAAUAUCCUAGCUGGACUGCCCGUUGACACCGUAUGGUAUGACACCGUUCUGCGUGCCUGUGCCUUGGAAGGUGAUCUUGCUCGCCUCCCUCGUCGUGAUAAGACGCCAGUGGGUAGCAACGGUAUCGCGCUGAGUGGCGGCCAGAAGCAGCGUAUUGCACUCGCCCGGGCAGUAUACAGUCGAUGCAGGGUGCUGAUGCUAGAUGAUGUCUUCAGUGGGAUUGAUGCAGCUACUACUGAGAUAAUCACACGAAGUCUUUUCGGCGACGGCGGCCUCUUUCAAACUCUGCAGAGCACGGUUGUGCUUGCUACACAUUCCCGUGGGAUUGCCCCGACCAAUUCCCUUUACAACGCUUGUAGACUGAUCCUUCUCGCAGCCUCUAUUCUUCAGUACGCCGACCAUCUCGUGGUCCUGACCGACGGCCACAUCAAUGGAGCCGGAACCCUGCACGCCCUUCAAGCCAGCAAUAGUUACAUUCAGAAUCUCAAUGCAACACACAACUCAAAUGUGCCAGUCACCGCCAAACAGUCCGAUGACACAGUGGUGCCCCGUGCAAUAUCUACUGAACAUGAAGACCGCACAGCUGGAGACUCGGCCGACAUGGACACCGAUCACGUUGGAUCCACCGACGCUACGCGGCAGAACGGCGAUAUGGCUGUCUACGCCUACUAUGCUUCUGUAUCUGGGCGCAUGACAGUCGCUAUGACUGUGAUCAUGACUCUCUGCUGGAGCUUCUGCCACGAAUUCUCGACUAUUUGGUUGGACUGGUGGACGGAAGCGAAUGCACAACACCCUAAUGAGAGGGCGGGGAUGUAUCUCGGCGUUUAUGUCUUCCUCAGCAUCAUCAGCGUGGUUUUCAUGAUUGCUGCUUGCUGUACCAUGCGGUCAGUUACUGCUAUUUUGGCAAAGUAUAGCGCAUCGCUGAUCUUACCUACCUGCAGCGCCCCAUUCCAGUUCUUUCAAAAUGUUGAUGUCGGCAGCAUCACCAACCGUUUCAGCCAAGACAUGGAUCUCAUUGACAUGACCCUCCCAAUUGAAGGCAUCAACCUGCUGUCCGCCGUCUGCAGCAGCCUCGUGAAAGUGAUUAUCCUUGCCGUCUUCGCCAAGUACCUCGCAAUCGCAAUUCCAUUCCUGGCAGUCAUCCUGUACUUGACACAAAAGUUUUAUCUCCGGACGUCACGCCAGAUGCGUCUCCUCGAUAUCGAAGCCAAGGCGCCACUAUACACACACUUUCUAGAACUGGUUGGUGGCGCUACAACUGUGCGUGCAUUUCAUUGGCAUGUCACAUUCAACACGACAGCUCUCUCGCUGCUGAAUAUAUCCCAGAGACCAGUUUAUAUGCUAUCGUGUAUCCAGCAGUGUCUAGGUCUGGUGCUCGACCUGAUUGUAGCCGCGAUGGCGGUUAUUGUUGUUUCGACUGUCGUCUUCUUGAGGGAUCACUUCAAUGCGGGCGAUGUCGGUGUUGCACUCGUCAUGGUCAUGACAUUCAGCUCGUCACUCAUGGAGCUCAUCAAGUAUUGGACUAUGACCGAGACAUCGAUUGGAGCUAUUGCAAGAGUCAAAGAUUUCGUUGCUGCAACGGAGCCCGAGGAUAACAUGGAUGAGGAUUCAUCCUCGCGCCCGGAAUUACCGAGGUCAUGGCCAGCAAAUGGCGCAAUUCAGCUCAGCGGAGUUGUAGCCUCACAUUCGUAAGUUCAACCCUCUUUCUUGACAAAUGAUAUCUCUUUACACAAUCUAACACUACCCAAAACCAGACUAAGCACACCCCCGGUCCUUAACGGACUGAGCAUGAGCAUUCAGCCUGGCCAAAAGAUUGCCAUCUGUGGCCCCUCAGGUAGCGGCAAGACCAGCCUCAUCCUAACUCUUUUGCGCAUGAUCCCCCUCCGUGCCGGCACCAUAACCAUCGACGACCUGGAUCUCACCGCGUACGCAGCAUCGCAGAUCCGCCCGCGCCUAAACAUCGUCACGCAGGAUCCGCUCCUCCUCCCUGGAUCAGCAGGACAGGACACCACCGUGCGCUUCAAUAUCGACCCGUUCGGCAGUGCCGCAGACGACGCCACGAUUAUCGCUGCAUUGGAACGACUGGGUCUUUGGACGAUCAUUGCCGCAGCCGGCGGACUCGAUGCCGAGAUGAAGGCUACGGCGUGGUCAGCGGGACAGAGGCAGCUUCUCUGUCUUGCGCGGGCGAUGGUACGCGGGUCCGCUGGUCUCAAGGUGCUCAUCUUAGACGAGGCCACGAGUAGCGUUGAUCCGGACACUGAGGCGAUCAUACAAAAUGUUCUGGAUACCGAGUUUCAAGACCAUACGGUGCUUUCUGUGCUGCAUCGGCUGCGGUACGUGGGUUGGUAUGACCGGGUCGCGGUGCUGGAGGGCGGCGAGUUGGUUGAGUUUGAUAAGCCGGAUGUGUUGUUGGCGAGGGAGGAGUCGAAGUUUGCGAGGCUGUAUAGCUCGUCGGGGGUGGGUGGUCAUUAA
Messenger RNA from Aspergillus niger, 4527 nucleotides. RefSeq lists its product as uncharacterized. Gene Ontology annotation, biological process: transmembrane transport. Gene Ontology annotation, molecular function: ATP binding; ATP hydrolysis activity; ABC-type transporter activity. The annotation marks the transcript as partial. The transcript has 9 exons. NCBI's taxonomy places the organism in Eukaryota, Fungi, Ascomycota, Eurotiomycetes, Eurotiales, Aspergillaceae. The record is from RefSeq and is a predicted model, not a curated record. Gene Ontology annotation, cellular component: membrane.